Phacochoerus africanus (Common warthog) is the source of this 1761-nucleotide messenger RNA. RefSeq names its product 4-hydroxyphenylpyruvate dioxygenase like (gene HPDL). The record is from RefSeq and is a predicted model, not a curated record. The transcript has a single exon. Lineage: Eukaryota; Metazoa; Chordata; Mammalia; Artiodactyla; Suidae. Gene Ontology annotation, molecular function: 4-hydroxyphenylpyruvate dioxygenase activity. Bases 279 to 1394 code for a protein of 371 amino acids. Gene Ontology annotation, biological process: aromatic amino acid metabolic process.
CCUCGCUCCUGCUGGGUCCCAGCCCUUGCUCCGCGUGGUUCUCAGGUCCCCCUGGUGGUCCCCAGGCAGCUCCAGUGAGGGGGGCACAACAGGGGGAACUGUGAGCCCCAAGGGGUCUGUCUGCGGCUUCUCCCGGAAAAAGACCGAGGCACGCACUCUGCGAGCAAAAGCGGACUCCCACCGGCUUCCGACGACAAGCCAGGGACCUGAGGAUCGCGGAGUCCACGACCCGUGAGCGACCCCAGGGGAAGGACAGGAGGGACGCCGACCGGACCGCCAUGGCCGCGCCUGUCCGCCGUCUGUGCCAUGUCGCCUUCCACGUGCCCGCGGGGCAGCCCCUCGCCCGGGAUCUGCAGCGCUUCUUCGGUUUCUGGCCCCUGGCGGUGAGGGAAGCCGAUGGCUGGCGGCAGCUGGCCCUGCGCAGCGGCGACGCGGUCUUUUUGGUGAACGAGGGCGCCGGGCCUGGGGAGCCGCUGUACAGCCUGGACCCGCAUCACGCGGUGCCCGGUGCGACCAACCUGUGCUUCGACGUGGCUGACGUGGGCGCUGCAGCUCGGGCGCUAGCCGCGCUGGGCUGCAACGUGCAGGUGCCUCCGGUGACCGUGCAGGAUGCACAGGGCGCCGCCACCUACGCCGUGGUCGGCUCGCCCGCCGGCAACCUCAGCCUGACGCUGCUGGAGCGCCCCGGCUUCUGCGGGCCCUUUCUCCCCGGCUUUCGGCCCGUGUCCUCUGUACCCGGCCGGGGCUGGGUCACCCACGUGGACCACCUGACCUUGGCCUGCCCUCGCAGCAGCUCCCCCAAAAUAAUGCGCUGGUUCCACGACUGUCUAGGAUUUCACCACCUGCCGCUGAGCCCAGGUGAGGAUCCAGAGCUGGGCCUGGAGGUGGCAGCAGGGUCUGGGCGUGGUGGUCUGAGGCUCACCGCCCUGCAGGCUCCGACUGGCAGUGCUGUCCCAACCCUAGUGCUGGCAGAGUCCCUGCCUGGGUCUCUCCGUGGUCGGGACCAAGUGGAGCAGUUCCUGGCCCAGAAUGGGGGACCUGGACUGCAGCACGUGGGGCUGUACACGCCCAACAUCAUGGAAGCCACUGAGCGGGUAGCAGGGGCCGGGGGUCAGCUCCUGACGCCUCCUGAGGCCUACUACCAGCAGCCGGGCAAGGAGAAGCAGAUCCUGGCUGCAGGGCACGAGCCUCGCCUGCUGGCCCGGCACGGGGUCCUGCUGGAUGGAGAUGAAGGCAAGUUUCUGCUUCAGGUCUUCACCAAGUCCCUUUUUGCAGAGGACACGUUCUUCCUGGAGCUGAUUCAGAGGCAAGGGGCCACAGGCUUUGGCCAGGGCAACAUCCGGGCCCUGUGGCAGUCUGUGCAGGAGCACGCUGCCAGGGUCUGCGAAGCCUGAGAAGGGCAGAAGCUGGGUGCAGCCACUUGUCCUGGACACUGGGAAGGCCAGCGCAGGGCCUGCAGCUGAGAAGACCUGGACUGAGAUGUUUUGUCUUUAGGGCCAGGUGCGGCCUCCAUCUCACGGGUACCUGCUAGUAGCUGGAUCUCUCAGUGAGGUCCAAAGAGGUGGGAUUUUUUUUUUUUUUUUAACUAUGAAAUGUUUCUCACAUUGUAUCUAAUAAAUGCAAAAUGUCAGGAAUAAGGGAAUUACACAAUUAGGAAAUAGAACAUAACCAAUACUUAUGAAACCUUCUCUGUAUUGUGUGCUUCUCUGAUCCCAUUUCUACCACAGCCCUGAUAUUAUAAUUAAAAACGCUUGGUUUUUC